This is a messenger RNA of Ectocarpus sp. CCAP 1310/34, 5355 nucleotides long. NCBI's taxonomy places the organism in Eukaryota, Phaeophyceae, Ectocarpales, Ectocarpaceae. The record is from the annotation of a GenBank genome assembly.
AUGGACCUCCGCAGCCCCAACGGCACGUACAUUAUCGACACCGAAACGGGCGAUAAGACACGCCUCGCCCCUAAGAAGGCCACGAUGCUGCCGGAAGAGGGAUGCCGGAUUCACUUCGGCGGGGCCGCUUGCAAGGUGGCCAUGGGGCCUCUCCCGGAGCCUGGCGCCUUGGCCGAGGAAGAAAAGGACGGUGUUUACGACAACGAUACCCAGAUUCCCGGGGUGAUCGACUUGGGCGACGACGAAGAAGAAGAAGGAAAGGCCGAAGCGGGUGCUGGUGCUGAGGAGGAUGCGGCGGCGGACGGCAAGAAGAGCGACACCGAGCCACUGUCGGGGGCGGAGGAAGAGGGAAAGUCGGAAGCCGAGGCGGGAAUUCCACUGGCCGGGACGGAUGCAUCAGAGCCUGGGCGGGGUGCUGGGGUUGACCGGAGCCGGCAAGAUCAAGGCGUCGAGGAGACGAAGGGAGAAGGGUGUGCUUCUGAUGGCGGGGCGAAGCCAAGGUCGCCCUCUCGCGUGCGCUUCGAAGAAGCGCCUGCGAAUUUGAGCGGCGGUGGCGGCGCUGUUAGUGGUGGCACGGGCGAUGACGAUGCCGAGCAGCCGACGCAAGCCAUGGCCCUUGAGCUGCUGGAUGACAGCGGCGACAACGAUAAAGAGCGGGAGGGGGAUGACGCCAAGGCAGCCACAGAGCGAGGUUCUGGGAGUUCAGCCGCCAUGGCGCUUGAGCUCGACAACAGCGAAGGAGGCAAGGGGAAGGGGGGGGCGAACGCUGAGGAAGCAGGAAAUAGCCAAGAUGAUGGUGAUGCUGCUGUCCCUGCCGACCCUCGGGGUGCUACCGAAGAAACCGCUGCUAGUGCUGCUCCGCCCGGGGACGGUGGUGGUGCCGAUGCGGAGGUUGUCCCCACGGACCCCCCGGCCCACGCGGACACCGACGGCGACACCGCAGACGAAGGUGACGCCGCUCUUCUCUUCGAGAAAUCGGACGAAGAAGGGGACGGCAAUGUGAAGGCGAGGGCCGCCGGCGCAGCCGCCGCCGCCGGCCCCGCUGGCGAAGAGAACAGCGGGGACGACACCGCAGACGAAGGCGACACCGCGCUCCUCUUCGACGACGACGCCGAUGGCGCGAUGGCGAAGGCCGUCACUGACGCCGGCGGCGGCGGCAGCGACACUGCUGCUGGUGGGGGCGCAUGCUUGCCGGCGGCCGCCCCGAGGUCGCCGGGCCCCAGCGCGACGGCGGGGCUUAGCGGGACCCCGAUGACGCCGUCCACGCUGCCCGAUAUCACCGGCAGAUCGGUGACCUCCCCCGGGAACGUGUCCGACGUGUCGACGCAGAGGCAGGAGUCGCCGAGGGCUCCGUUACGAGGCGGCGAGGAGCAUCGGCAGCAGCAAGAACCUGGCGCAGCCGAGGGAGGCCGGCCGCCGCCUGGUGGGGAUUCUCCGGGAGGGGCGCGUGAAACCGGAGGGGUGGACGACGACAUCAGCAACGAUGCGGGGCCGGCAAAGCGGGAGGAAGGCAGCGACGAUGACGACGACGACGACGACGACGACGACGACGACGACGACGACGGAAGCGAGGUGUCGGGGGCGUUGCUCCCCGCGGAGGACGACCUCGACGGUUUCGAAGACGAUCUGCUUGACGCCGGGGCGGCGGAGCCGGCGGAGACUGGCGGCGACGGGGACGGCGGUGGGAGGGGGGGUGCCGGGGCGGAGGCGGCGGCAGCGGCCGACGGCGACGGAAAUUCGGGCUCGGAGACGGACGCCACCGAGGUUGACACGGAUGAGGGCCCUCUCGCCGCUGGGCGGACAGAGAACGUCCCUGACCCCCCCGCGGUUGAGGAGAACGCUUCCGCCGGCGGCGGCACAAGAAGUAGCAGUGCCAUGGGGGCCCCGCCGGAGCCUGCAGAAGGUACUACCGUGAGCAGCGGGGGGGCAUCACCCGGUGCCUCCUCGGGGUCAGAUGCGAAUGCGGGUGGUGUCGAUGCCAGCAAAGGGGAGCGCCAGGGGCGGCGGGGGCAACAGCCUCCCGCCCAGGAGGACGCCCGGUCGCCGGGGGGCUCCCUGCUCCGGCGGGUGUCGACGGAAGACUCCAUGAUGGCCAUCGCUAGGGAGCACGCGAGGAGCGAGGCGCUGGCGGCGGCCAUGAAUCAGGAGUCAGAGGAGGAGGAGUCAGAGGAAGAGGAGGAGGAGCAGGAGCAGGAGCAGGGUGAAACGGAGGUGGACAACGGUACCGGUGAGGCAGCAACCCAAGCCGUUCCUGUGCAACUGGAAGAGGACGAAGAAGAGGAUGAGGAAGAGGAGGAGGAGAAGGAGGAGGAGGAGGAGGAAGCGGGGGACGGGACGGAGGUUGUAGAGGAGGGCGACUCCCCCCCGCAACAGGACGAGUUUUUGACCCCAGAUACCUCGGCGUUGUCGCCGAGCAAGGCGCAAGCUGAUGGAAACGAACCGCGGGGGAAGGCGCUGCCCGAGGAAGAGGAGGAGGAGGUCGGCGUUGAGCCCCCGAUAGAGGCGGGUGACGCCGGCAAAAAGGUCGUGGAGGAUCCCGCUGGUGGAGAGGAGGAAGGGGAUCAGGCGGGGAGUGAUGGUCACGGAGAGGGCCAGCAGCGGGAGCAGAAAGGGUCGCGGGGGAGCAAGGAGGAGGAACGGAGCUUAGAGAAGAUGGGAGCGGAGGAAGAGGGAGAGGGAGGGAGAGAGGGGGAGGGAGACGACAGAGAUGGCGGAGGAGCGAGAGAGGGGGAGGGGGAGGGAGAGGGAGAAACAGACGGGAAGGAGGCAGAGCGAGACGUGGAGGACGAGAAGGACACACCCGGGGCUGCCUCAGCAGCUGCCGCACCCGCACCAACGAGGACGAGCGGGCGGCGGAAACGGACGCUCAAGGACGUCUCGACCGUAGACGCACCAGAAGGCUCAACUAGCAAGGGGUUGAAGGAGCAGGCAACAAACAACACUACGCCGCGGGCAGUAGGUGGAAGGGCGGGCACACGACGAGCCGCUGCGUCUGCGUCGCACCCGGAAGUUCUACCAGAGGGAGAACAAGAACCGGCCCCGCCGGCGCCAGCGGGACGGCGGGGCCGAGGCGGGAAGAAAUCACCCGGCGGUGUCGCGUCAGAACCGGCGGCGGUGGCGGCUCCAGAGCAGCAGGCGAACGAGGACUCGUCAAAUCGACGCGGCAAGCGGCGAAGAACGGAGGAAGCAGAAGAAGUCUCCUUGUCGGAGACGGAAGGGACAGCACGGGGGGACGGGAAGGGCGGGACGGCUGCGUCGGCCCCCGCCCCGCCGGCGGCGAAGCGUGGGAGGAGAUCGUCUCGCACUGCGGCUGCGGCCAGCACGUCCCUCGGGGACGACAAAGGUGAUGACGCGGAGCCCCAAGAGGAGCCGGCGUCCGCGGUGACGGCGGGCAAGAGGGCGAGGGGGCGGGGGCGUGCGGCGAAGGAAUCGGAGCCCAGCCAGGAGGACGCCGCUGCCACGACAAAAGCCACGAGGGGUACAGCCAGAGGCUGUUCGCAGGCGAGGGGCAAAGGGAAGGGCAAAGCCGUGGCGGUGGCGGGAGUUGGCAAGAAGCGGAAGGCGGCAGAGGACGCUGAGCUGAGCGCUGAGGAGAGCGACGGUGCCUGGGCCCAAAGUCGUCAGGGGAAGGCGGGCGGGAAAGGCAAGAACUCGACGGGUGCGAGAAAACGGAAGGCGGAAGAGGCAGGCGUGCCUUCCUCUCCACAAGCGGACGGGACCGACGAAGACGAUGUCGCGUCUGCGUCGGCGACGGCGGCGACAACCGCCGGCCGAGGACGGAGAAGGAAGAGCAGCACAGCGAAGAAGGGGACGGAUAGCAAGCCGGCGCCCGUCGCACCGGCGACGCCUUCGAAGCGCGGCAGGGGCCGUCCCUCAGCGGCGGCGGCAGCGGCAGCGGCGGCGGCUGCGGAGGAAGAAGAACAAGAAGAAACCACCCCGCGAAGUCCUGCCAAGGUUAGCAGCCGGGGAAGGGGUGCGAAGUCAUCUCCGCCAACCCCGACGGUAGCAAGCCGUUCGGCGAGCGGCGGAGGAGGGGUCGACAGCGAGAGCUCCUGCGAUGUAAAGGUUUGUUUCACCGGCGUGAAGCCAACGCCUAAGGAGCGGUCGUGCAUGAAGAAGCUGGGGGUGUCUGAGGUGGAAUCCGUGCUCGAAGCCACGCAUUUAGUCGCUGGGGGCAGCGGAGUCUCGCUAAAACGUACACCCAAACUCCUGGCGGGGCUGGGUCGCUGCCGCUUCGUGGUGGACGUGGAGUGGUUGUAUCAAAGCGCCAAGGAUGGGAAGCUGCUGGAUGGAGUGGAGUACGUCCUCUGUGAUGCUGAGGCGGAAAAGAAGUGGGGCUUCAAUAUGCGGGUGUCCCUGGGGCGAAGGCCCGAAGCGGGUCUGCUUUCAGGCCUCUCCGUGCACGUCGAUCCAUGCGUGGCGGGCGUCAAGGGUAUGGGGUGUCCCCCCCUGGAAGAGAUGGAGAUGGUCGUCAUCUCCGCCGGAGGACAGUGGUUGCCUCAACUUCCAAAGCGCGGAGGGCCCGAGCCCGAGUCCCUCCUGGUUAUAUCCCACCCGGACGCCCUCAAAGCCGCCGGGGCGAAGGGAGCGAAGUCUCGCGCCGCCGCCGCAGCCGGCCGCAACGGCAAGGCCUACCUCCCGGAGAUGCUCUUCCUGUGCAUCUUGCGCCAGAAGAUGUCGUGGCCUGCUGAUUUGGUUGCUGGGGGGGGGGGUGCCGAGGCUGGACCCGCUAGUAAGAAACCGGCCAAGCGUAGACGGGUUUAGAUGGCGGGGGGGGGCUUACUAAUGUAAACGCUUGCCGCAGUCGGGUGUAAUUAUGUAGACGCAUGCCGUAGUCGUUAGGCAUUGGGGGGCGGUACUAAUGUUCUGCAGGUAUAAGCAGUUAUACCAUUAGCCAAGUAGGGGAGGAUGCUAUGGGUAGCACAGAGGAUGCCAAAUAGCAAGGGAUUCAGAUUGGGGUGGUUUCGAACCGAUUGUUGGACGGAGUUUAUGGGCGAAAUAGUCCGGGGGUUGUCGCUGGACGACCGAAUGGUCUACUGUAGGUGGGGGGAACGAUACCAUGGUUCCUUACCAAAACUUGCAUUGCUCUACUAUUACUGCUGUCCUCCCGUUGGGGGGGGUAGUCGCUUGGUAAGAACUGUAAAAAGGGCCAAGACUCUGGGGAAGAACCAGGGCAGAUGGGGUAAGGUCAGGUUUUGGCGGACCCUCUGUGUUGAUGAGAUGGGAAAGCUUGCCCUGUUGUUCUCUGAUAUUGCUGUGUACAAAUCGAUGCAGCCUUGCCCUGCGGCGUCGAACGCCAGAAUGUUGAAAUAUAACGAGAGUUGCCAUGUCUUUCCCUCAUCCUGACUGUAGACG